CAUGAGCUACGGGUCACAGUAUCAGUGGGCUGAAGAUGACUUUCAGUCAGUAGGGGCAGUUCGGAUGACCCGACAACCAGAUAAUAAAAACACAUAUGUCAUGUACCAUGGAACCACUAGUGCCAAUGCUCAGAAAAUCUUGGCCUCUGGCUUUCAACGGUCGGCAGAUGGCAUGCUUGGUCCUGGUGUCUACCUCAGCAGAGAUCUCCAGAAAGCGAGCCGCUAUCCUAUUGGUCACCCUGAGAAUGACAAGGUCGUCAUUAGGGUUCUGGUCAACGUGGGAAAAGUGAUUGUCAUCAAUCGUCAAUACCACCCAAAUCAGAAGAAUUGGCAUGACCACGGAUACGACACUGCCUGGGUGCCACCAGACUGUGGAAUGGUGAAGAGUGGUUUGGAGGAGAAUUGUGUCUGGGAUCCCAGACGAAUCCAGAUCCAGAGUAUCAUCAAACCAACUGAAGAUGACUUUCAGUCAGUAGGUGCAGUUCGGAUGUUCCAACAACCAGAUAAUAACAACACAUAUGUCAUGUACCACGGAACCACUAGUGCCAAUGCUCUGAAAAUCUUGGUCUCUGGCUUUCAACGGUCGGCAGAUGGCAUGCUUGGUCCUGGUGUCUACCUCAGCAGAGAUCUGCAGAAAGCGAGCCGCUAUCCCAUUGAUCACCCUGAGAAUGACAGGGCCGUCAUUAGGGUUCUGGUCAACGUGGGAAAAGUGAUUGCCAUCAAUCGUCAAUACCAUCCACAUCAGAAGAAUUGGCAUGACUACGGAUACGACACUGCCUGGGUGCCACCCAACUGUGGAAUGGUGAAGAGCGGCUUGGAGGAGGAUUGUGUCUGGGAUCCCAAACGAAUCCAGAUCCAGAGUAUCAUCAAACCAAUUCGAACCCAGCACUACUCUGGAUCUGGUGCACAAGGCUACAUGGACAUCAACAUGAGCUACGGGUCACAGUAUCAGUGGGCUGAAGAUGACUUUCAGUCAGUAGGGGCAGUUCGGAUGACCCGACAACCAGAUAAUAAAAACACAUAUGUCAUGUACCAUGGAACCACUAGUGCCAAUGCUCAGAAAAUCUUGGCCUCUGGCUUUCAACGGUCGGCAGAUGGCAUGCUUGGUCCUGGUGUCUACCUCAGCAGAGAUCUCCAGAAAGCGAGCCGCUAUCCUAUUGGUCACCCUGAGAAUGACAAGGUCGUCAUUAGGGUUCUGGUCAACGUGGGAAAAGUGAUUGUCAUCAAUCGUCAAUACCACCCAAAUCAGAAGAAUUGGCAUGACCACGGAUACGACACUGCCUGGGUGCCACCAGACUGUGGAAUGGUGAAGAGUGGUUUGGAGGAGAAUUGUGUCUGGGAUCCCAGACGAAUCCAGAUCCAGAGUAUCAUCAAACCAAUCCCAAUUUUGGACUGA
Molecule: messenger RNA, 1396 nt
Organism: Mugil cephalus (flathead mullet)
Lineage: Eukaryota; Metazoa; Chordata; Actinopteri; Mugiliformes; Mugilidae
Gene: gig2e
Product: grass carp reovirus (GCRV)-induced gene 2e
Exons: 3
Coding region: 2-1396 (464 amino acids)
Cellular component (GO): cytoplasm
Molecular function (GO): NAD+ poly-ADP-ribosyltransferase activity
Source: RefSeq, a predicted model, not a curated record